Molecule: messenger RNA, 1166 nt
Organism: Physella acuta
Lineage: Eukaryota; Metazoa; Mollusca; Gastropoda; Physidae
Product: MORN repeat-containing protein 3
Source: RefSeq, a predicted model, not a curated record
UAACAGCUCCAUAGUAACAACAGGAAGUAAACAGUUUUCAAAGUACCAUUCAACCAAGCCUUAUCAAACACAGUUUUGGCCUAUAACAUCACGUUUGUUUAAUAUGAAGUAUUAAUAUAUUGCCUAGACAUUCAAGGCGAAAUGUUAAAAUAUAUUCUGCGCUUUAGUCCGGUGCUCUUCAUAAAUCUUUUUUAGAAAGUGUCAAAAACUGUGCAGAAACACUUUUAUACAAUUUCUUAUUUCCAUCAUUCGAAUGAGAAAACAACAAAAAAUAUUAAAAUAAACAUCGAAAAAGCUUUUGGGCAGUAACAUUGACAAUGCCAUUUCUACAUGAACCAAAAUCGAGGGAGCCACUUUGGAAAGAAUGGGACUACAAGGCACAGAAAAAAGGAUUUAGGAGCACAGUUUACUCUGUAAAUGGCGAUGAAUAUAAUGGAGAGUGGCUAGAUAACAAAAAACAUGGUAAAGGAACUUUCAAAUGGAAAGAAACAAACAAAGUGUAUGAUGGUGAUUGGAAGAAAGGGAAAAGAAGUGGAUUCGGUACUCUCACUCAUUCAGAUGGAAAAGGUGGAUUCACAAAAGAGUAUUCAGGGGGCUGGAAAAAUGACCUAAAACAUGGCUAUGGAACGGAGUUCUAUUCUGAUGAAACAUUUUAUGAAGGAGAAUGGUAUGCAGGGAAAAGAUCUGGAUGGGGGAGAAUGUACUUUGAAGAUGGAACAAUUUAUGAGGGAGAAUGGUAUGAUGAUCAGCGAAGUGGACAGGGCAUGUUAAGACUAACCAAUGAGAACAGGUAUGAAGGCUCAUGGAAAGAAGACAAGAAAAACGGAGCUGGGAAAUUUUAUUAUUUGGACUCAGGGCAGGUAUUUGAAGGGGUGUGGAAGGAUGACGUCCCCAAGUGCGGAACCAUGCGGGACUUUGGGAGAGACAACGCACCCGAACCAACACAGUACCCUAUACCAGAGAUAAAGUUAGCUGACCCUGAAAGUGUAAUAGCUGAUGCAGAGGAUCAGUUCUUGAACGACAAUGAGUGACAGCUGUAAAGACAUGUACUUGAUUGAAUACCUUGUAAAUAACUGUGCAAUGCCUGUAAGAAUCAAUAAAAAAAAUAUAUACCCUCAAAUUGUAGAUGUCCCAUCUUUAUUUAAAUAUAAAAAUGAUUACGAAAA